This is a messenger RNA of Caenorhabditis angaria, 2145 nucleotides long. Lineage: Eukaryota; Metazoa; Nematoda; Chromadorea; Rhabditida; Rhabditidae. The record is from the annotation of a GenBank genome assembly.
AUGUCGGCCCGAAAAUCAGUUCGUGGUUCAAGAAUUACAGUCGAGAGAUCGACUAAUUCAUCGAUUAGUAAUGGUGGAGGAGAUGAAUCAUUGUAAGUUUUGUUCCAGAGAAUGACUCAAUCUAUUCAUCCGAUUUCAGUGGAUCAUCGACAUUAGAAACUUCACGUAUUCAAGAGAAAGAUCAUUUGACUUCUUUGAACAGCCGGCUUGCAACUUAUAUUGAUGUAAGUGUCAAUAUCAUUCAUUCUUUCGAAAUAAUUUUCAAUUUCGUUAUUUCCAGAAAGUUCGCCAAUUGGAGAAUGAAAACGGCCGUUUGCAAGUACAAAUUCGUGAUUUGGAAGUAGUUGAGAAAAAAGAGAAAAACAACUUGGCCGAAAGAUUUGAAGCUGAAAAGGUAUAAUGUUGUUUAUUUGUUUAAUUCUCAUAAGUAUUGAGAGAAAGUAAACAAUAAAACGAUAUGCAAAUUCACGCAUGAAUGAAAAGAAGGGAACUUUUUCAGGCUCGUCUCAGACGUGCUUUGGAUUUGGCAACUGAUGAAUUGGCUAAGCAUAAAAUUGAGUAUGAUGCUGCACGGAUUGAAGUAAAAAGACUUAAACCACAAGUUGAUAAGCUCGAACGUGAACUCGCUGGAGCUGAAGAACUUGCUCUUCGUGCUCAAAACAAUGCUGAUGAAGCUCUUGCGAAGCAAAAGAACUUGCAAGCAAGAAAUGACAGAUUGGUCGUAGAGAAUGAUGUAAGUUAUAAUAAAUCUAUGAAUUUUUGAAGUUUGAUUAUUUUUAGGACUUGAAAAAAACUAAUGCUCAACUUCGCGAUCAAAUCGACAAGUUAAAACGUGCUGUUGAAGAUGAGACUCUUCUUAGAACAACUGGCAACAACAAGAUCAAGUCAUUGGAAGAAGAUUUGGCAUUCGCUUUGGCUCAACACAAAGGAGAACUUGAAGAAGUUCGUCACAAACGUCAAGUUGACAUGACAACAUAUGCCAAACAAAUCAACGACGAAUAUCAAUCAAAAUUGCAAGAUCAAUUGGCUGAGAUGCGCGCUCAAUUCCAAGCCAAUCUUGCUAGCAACAAAUCAGCUUUUGAAGAUGCCUACAAGAACAAAUUGAAUGAUGCUCGUGAACGUCAAGAAGCCGCAUUAGAUGAGGCUUUGAGACUUCGCGCUCAAGUCAGAGAACUCGAAACUUCAAGCUCUGGAAGUGCCGCUUUGAUUGAAAAGUUGAGAGCGGAUUUGGAUUCGUUGAGAAAUAUGUAUCAAAUCAAAUUAGAUGACAAGGAUUCAAGAAUUAUAGAAUUGAAUAAGGAAAUUGAGAAGUUGAUGAAUGAUUUCGCCGCUCUUUUGGAUGUCAAAGUUCAAUUGGAUGCUGAAUUGAGAACAUAUCAAGCACUUCUUGAAGUAUGUUUAUUUUUCGAAUUCUGCCUAGCCUACUUAUUUAAUAUUGAUAUUUUCAGGGAGAAGAAGAACGUUUGAAUUUGACUCAAGAUGGUAGAAACUCGAGCCAAUCUCAUCAUGUUUCAUUCUCAUCAGGAUCAGCUAGUGCUCAAAGAGGAGUUAAACGCCGACGUGUUCUUGAUUCAGGAGCCGAUGACUUUGAAUUCUCCAACAGAAGAUCAAAAGUGAGUUUUUUAUUUAUUUAUUCAUAGUUUUAAUAUUAUAAUAUUUCAGCUCAACAAAGAAACAACCGGACCAGUUGGAAUUGAUGAAGUUGACGAGAAUGGACAAUGGGUCCGAAUUGCCAACAGUCUCGAUGAAGAGGUCUCAAUUGGAGGUUACAAAUUGGUGGUUAAAGCUGGAAAUAAAGAAGCAUCGUUCCAAUUCUCAUCAAGAAUGAAGCUCGGACCAUUGGCAACAGCCACAGUUCAUUCUGCUGAUUCAGGAGCAGUACAUCAUCCACCAGAGACAUACGUCAUGAAGAAACAAAGUGUUAGUGUUUUUUUUUAAAGAUUUAGAGAAAGCUUUCAAGAGUGUUUUAGUUUUAGUUUCAUGUUUAUUUUCAAUUUAAAAACUGUUAUUUUUCAGUGGCCAAUUGGUGAGAAUCCAUCAGCUCGUCUCGAAGAUGCCGAAGGAGAUGCAGUAUCGUCAAUUACAGUGGAAUUGACCGAAUCAUCAGACCCAUCCGAUCCUUCAGAUCGUUGUUCAAUUAUGUAA